AUGUCGAGAUUCAAGGUCAGCAGUAUGCAAGAUAACCUUGUGGCAUUGAAAGAGGAGACGCUUGCUCAGGUUGAAGGCACCUCCCUUCAGCCUAAUACUGCUGAUACGGUUGAAGAGGCUCUUCGAUCUUACUUCUCGGACUCGGUUUCCAAAAUUGGCUCUCAAUUUGGGACUGAGUCUUACCUGUCCGUUCUCAAACCAAUCACUCAAGCUGCCAAGAGCCCCCUAGCUCUAGAUGUCGUGCGCUUGUCAAAAGACACACCGGCACUUGAAUCAUCCAUGCGCAAGAAGCUGCAGAAAUCUGGAUGGAUCAUUAAUGAGCAGGCACUCCCCAUAUCGUCGACAACACCGAGUGUCAUUCUAGUCCUUGAUGAGCUUUCGUCUCCGUUGCUCACACAAGCCAACGAAGAGCAAUCGAAGGAGCUUAAAGAGCUCAUUGGCUUGGGCAAACAGUUGCUUUGGGUUACUCAAGGUGCACAGCAUCAAGUGACCAACCCCGACGCAGCCCUUGCCCACGGCUUGUUCCGAGUGAUUCGCAUGGAAGACCCCAAUGCCAAGCUGACCACUCUAGAUACCGAGCGAUCGUCUGGCGCAGCAACCGAAUGGGCAAUUGAUACUGUUCUCCAGUCUCUCCGGUCGGAAAGACAGAAAGAAUUCAUCGAGACUGAAUACGCCGAGAGAGGUGGCAUUCUUUACGUACACCGCGUCGUCCCGGACGAAGCCAUCAACCAAUUCAAGCUAGACGUGAAGGAGGGUACCGAACCAAUUGUUCAGGAUCUGCACAAACCUGGGCCCACAGUUUCUCUACGGGCAGAGCGUAUUGGAACUUUCGAAAGCCUUACAUGGGCAGAGAACGGUACUGCUGAGCUACCUGUGCAGGAAGGUCGUGUUGAGGUUGAGGUUUUGGCUGCCGGUGUUAAUUUCAAGGAUGUUGCUGUUACCAUGGGCAUCAUGCCAGAGAACGAGUACACUCUGGGCUAUGAGGCUUCCGGUAUCGUGAAAAGAUUGGGACCUGGCGUCACAAAGUUCGCAAUUGGUGACCGCGUCUGCUUCUUGAAUAACGGAAGCUAUGCCAAUCGUCUUCAGGUCCCUGUUGGACGUGCGCAUGUCUUCCCCGACGCGAUGUCGUUUGAGUCUGUCCUUAUUCACUCGGCUUCAGGUGGUGUUGGCCUCUCGGCAAUCCAGCUAGCUCAACAUAAAGACACAGAGAUCUUUGUAACAGUCGGAACUGAAGAGAAGCGACAAUUCCUCGCGGAUAAUUUCGGCAUCUCUCGUAACCACAUGUUCUCUUCCAGAGACACGGAUUUUGUUGCUGCAAUCUUGAAAGCGACCAAGGGUCGUGGUGUUGACGUGAUUCUCAACUCCCUAACUGGAGAUAUGCUUCAUGAGUCCUGGAGAAUCUGCGCAGACGGGGGCACAUUCGUCGAGAUUGGAAAGAAAGAUAUUGGCCAUGGAUUUCUCCACACCAAGGAUAUUUCGGAUCCUUUAAUUGCCGAUCUUCUGGAUGAGAUCUUCGAUCUGGUUAAUGCUGGCCAUGUGAAGCCUAUCAGCCCAAUCACAACCUUUAGUUUCGGCGACAUCCCUUCGGCCUUGCCUUUCAUCCGCAGUGGUCGUCAUAUCGGAAAGGUAAUCAUCUCCGAUGGCGAGAUUCCAAAUGUACAGGUCCCAAUCAGACCAGGAACCCAAAAGCUUGCGCUUCGUGGUGAUGCCUCCUAUUUAAUCAUGGGUGGUGUGAAGGGACUUUGCGGCAACCUGGCUAUUCAUAUGGCUCAACAUGGAGCUAAGCGUAUCAUCGUGGUUUCGCGCAGUGGCAUCGCAGAUGAAGCUUCACAAAAGAGGGCCAAGAACUGUUUGUCAUACGGCUGCAAGAUGAUUGAAGCAAAGGACGAUGUCGGCGACGUGUUCCGCGAGUCGUCGCCGGUCAUUGCUGGGGUUAUACAGGGAGCUAUGAUCCUUCGGGACAAACCGUAUGAGUCCAUGACGCUGGAAGAGUACCACACCGCAAUCUACGGCAAGAUCCAGGGCACUUGGGCUCUACACAAUGUCUCUCUCGAACGCACGCAGCCACUAGACUUCUUCACCCUGCUUUCCAGUAUUUCUGGAAUUGUCAGCAAAAAGGGACAAUCCAAUUACUCGGCUGCAAACACUUUCCUCGAUGCGUUUGCCACCUAUCGCCAGUCCCUUGGACUACCAGCUAACGCGCUCGACCUUGGACUGAUUGAAGACGUCGGAUACGUCGCUGAACAUGGUGGCAUGGACAGUCACUUCGACAAACGACAAUGGGCACCAAUUUUCGAGCACACACUACGCCAGAUACUUGAUCUUUCCAUCCUACAACAAACCUCGUCCCCGAUCAACGCGGUUAGUAGUGCUCAGUUGAUCACUGGUAUCGGAUUCCCACUACCCGACGACUCGAAUCUUAUUCGAGAGGCAAGAUUGGGUUACCACUUCGGACAGAGCGCAGCUGGUGGAUCGGGAGGCAAGGAUGGCGCAAAUAAGGGCGACCAGACUAUUCGUGCCUUCUUGAUGAUGCACAAAUCUGGGGUGGAUAAAUCAGCUCUCGUAAAAUUGGCUAUUGAGCUGAUGGCUGCUCAAUUCACAAAGAUUCUUCGCCUCGAGACUGAGAUGGAACCUGCGAAGUCUCUUAUGGCCUAUGGUUUGGACUCCCUGGCUGCAGUUGAGUUAAGGAACUGGGUGCGCUCUGAGCUGGAGGCUGAUCUCACCACCCUCGACAUCACCAACGCCAGCUCCUUGAUCGCACUGUGUGAAAAGCUCAUUUCGAAAUUGCCACAACCUGAAGCUGUGGCUGCUUAA
Messenger RNA from Penicillium canariense, 2814 nucleotides. Its product is annotated as type I polyketide synthase. The record is from RefSeq and is a predicted model, not a curated record. The transcript has 8 exons. Lineage: Eukaryota; Fungi; Ascomycota; Eurotiomycetes; Eurotiales; Aspergillaceae. Gene Ontology annotation, biological process: fatty acid biosynthetic process; secondary metabolite biosynthetic process. Gene Ontology annotation, molecular function: phosphopantetheine binding; fatty acid synthase activity; oxidoreductase activity. The coding region runs from base 1 to 2814 and encodes 937 amino acids.